AAAAGGAUAUUUACAAAAACAUUUGAUGUGUUCAUCAUGUUCAACCCUGUAGAUGAUGGGUAUAUGCAAACAUUAAAAAAGAAUCUACAGCAUGAAAAAGAAGACAUUAAGUUGUAUGCUAACACAAGUCAUUUCAACGAGGAAAAAGUUUGGCAGGAUGGUAUAUUUAAGACGAUGGUGGCAUGUAAACGAAUUGUAGCAAUUUUAUCACCAGCAUUUCUAGAGAGUACAGAGUGUUUAGAACAGUACAAUAUGGCAAUGUGUUGUAACAGACUUCUAGGAGCAGAUGUUCUAGCUCCUCUCUAUGUGGACACAAUCAAAUCUCUACCCUCAUACAUGGGGCUUGUACAAUGGAUAGACUGCAGAGUGAGGAAGGAUGGUGAUACAACAGUUGGUAAGAUACAGUCUGCCUGUAAGAACAUUAUAAUGUCCAUAGAACAACAUGAUUCUGGAGACAUCAAACAGUCAGCUUUAGAAACAAACAACAAGCAACAGAAUGACAAGUUUGAAUUUGAUGUAUUCAUAUCCUACUCACACAAGAACCCUCACCAUGCAGAGACAUUGCUUGAGUCCUUCAAUUCUAUUGAUGCUGAUUGUAAAGUGUUUUAUGAUCGCAGUGCUUUAACAACAGGUACCAAUUGGCAGAACAUGUUAUAUCAAAGUGUUGGUGAAUGUAGAUGUUUUGUUGCUUUAAUAUCACCAACUUACCUCACAUCAACUGUAUGCAUGGAGGAAUAUAAUCUAGCUGUAGCUAGAUACAUGUGCAAGGAUAAGGAUUUAAUGUUGAUACCAGUGUGUAUUGAGGGACUCAGUGAGGUACCAUCAUAUAUGUCUACAGUACAGAUGAAUGAUGCCUCCGAGGAUUAUUCCAACUUUGCUACACAGCUUGCUACAUCUGUUAUUGAAUGGCUCAAACUGACAGCUGAUAAACGACCCUCAAUGUAUCGAGUACAGGAAGCUAUAGAUAUAGAGAGAAUACUGUCUGCACGACGGUGUGAGGAUGUAAAGAUGCAGUACAAACUGAUUGGAUCUGGCGAUGAUAAACUCCUGGAAAGGAUUACACCAGUUGUUGUUCCUAAGGAAGAUAUUGAUGAAAUAGACACAACAAAGAUUGAUAUAGCAGUCAGUUAUGCCAACGAUGCUACCAACCUAGCCGGAGCAUUCUGCGUAAUGCUUGACAAGAAAUAUCCAAAUUUAAACAUGAGUGUAUACUCACAUGGUGAUCAACAAAGAUAUAACUCCCUAGACACAGCAAAGAAAAUUGUUUUAUUUAUUUCAAAUGAUUUUCUCAGGAAUGAGCAUCACAUGCAAGAACUUCAUCUUGCCCUCAGCAGACAAAGACCGUUAGUAACAAAUGUACUGUACUUGGUACAAGCAACUGGAAUUACUGGCAGACCUUUCUUCCCAAGGAUAUUACCAUAUAAUAUUUCAGUUACAGACAUUGUCUGGUCUGAUUUGGAGAAACAAUGUUUCAAGGAAGUAAAAAUCUGA
Messenger RNA from Ruditapes philippinarum (Manila clam), 1491 nucleotides. RefSeq lists its product as uncharacterized. The record is from RefSeq and is a predicted model, not a curated record. NCBI's taxonomy places the organism in Eukaryota, Metazoa, Mollusca, Bivalvia, Venerida, Veneridae. Gene Ontology annotation, biological process: signal transduction.